AUGGGAGACUGGAACUUGUUGGGAAGCAUCUUGGAGGAGGUGCACAUUCACUCUACCAUUGUGGGCAAAAUCUGGCUCACCAUCCUGUUCAUCUUCCGGAUGCUCGUACUCGGUGUGGCGGCAGAGGACGUUUGGGUGGACGAGCAAAGCGAGUUUAUUUGCAACACGGAGCAACCAGGCUGCAAGAACGUCUGCUAUGACCAGGCAUUCCCAAUCUCACUUAUCCGCUUCUGGGUACUGCAGAUCAUCUUUGUCUCAUCUCCUUCCCUGGUGUACAUGGGUCAUGCUUUGUACCGUCUCAGAGCUUUGGAUAAGGAGAGGCACAAGAAGAAAGCUCAACUUCGAGCUGAGCUGGAAGAGACCGAGUUCUUGCUGGAGGAGCACAAGCGUCUGGAGCGAGAACUUCGCAAGCUAGAGGAGCACAAAAAAAUCAAAAAGGCUCCUCUGAGAGGAUCUUUACUACGCACAUACAUCAUCCAUAUCCUUACCAGAUCUGUGCUGGAGGUGGGCUUCAUUGUGGGCCAGUAUAUCUUGUACGGAAUAGGGCUGAAUCCGUUGUUCAAGUGUGACAGGGUUCCUUGCCCCAACACUGUAGAUUGUUAUGUGUCCAGACCAACAGAGAAGACCAUCUUCAUGGUCUUUAUGAUAGUUAUUGCUGGGGUUUCUCUGCUCCUGAACCUUCUGGAGAUAUCUCAUUUGGGGUCAAAGAAAAUCAAAGAUGCUUUAUCUGGCUUGCAAUUCACAGAGGAUGACAGUCUUUGCAGAGCAAAGCAAGCAGCGAUGGAAAAUUUAUCACUGAGGAAAACGGCAAAAAUUAGCAUUCAGUCUGGCCCAAUGGACCAUCUGUAUUUACACAAUAUGGGUCCAAAUACCAUGUUAGCUGAGCAGAGACAUAGUAUCUUUUCAGGUACGACCAUUCCAGUGUCUUGUAUGAUCCAGACACGUCAGGACAUCCAAGGACUUAUCCACAAUGGACGCCUUCAAAGUCUUACAGAGCAAUACAAUGCUGAGGAUGAUCAAAACGAUGACCUGCCUCCCGAAAGCAGCACCGGUUCAUAUAGAGACAGCCUUUUACAGUGCAGACUUUCAACCUCGGCCCAGCAAAGUCAUGAGGGUCAGCUCGCUCAACGGCCAAGCCAUAGUGAGAUACCAAGCUGCAUCCUUAGCACCAUGCACCGAACGAGCCAAGUCCCUGAGCCAAACGAGGAUGGCACAGACUCAACAGACAGUGACUUCUACCCUCACCCCAGGAAGACCAGCUUCAUGGCACGGAUGCCUUCAGACAGCGCCUCAGACAGCCCAUCCUGCCUCAGCACCAGGAGCUCAGAGUCAGAGCUGGGCUCACUUAAUGACCUACCCAUGAACCCACCGCCAGGAGGACGGAGGAUGUCAAUGGCAAGUAGAGCCAAAAGACACACGGCAACUGACCUGCUGGUUUAG
Tachysurus fulvidraco (yellow catfish) is the source of this 1440-nucleotide messenger RNA. RefSeq names its product gap junction protein alpha 10 a (gene gja10a). The record is from RefSeq and is a predicted model, not a curated record. Gene Ontology annotation, cellular component: connexin complex. Gene Ontology annotation, biological process: cell communication. Lineage: Eukaryota; Metazoa; Chordata; Actinopteri; Siluriformes; Bagridae. The transcript has a single exon. Bases 1 to 1440 code for a protein of 479 amino acids.